This is a messenger RNA of Vitrella brassicaformis, 748 nucleotides long. Lineage: Eukaryota; Vitrellaceae. The record is from the annotation of a GenBank genome assembly.
GUUUCCCUCCUUUUCACGGCACAGGAGGCGCUAUGGCGUGCAGGCAUCGAUAAUCACCGCCUAUACUCGACGGUAUCGACUGUUGCGAGGAUCUGAGGUGUCCUCCCGAGGUUGCGUGGCAGCGUGGUGGCCUGCCUGACCCUGCAGCAUGGUAACUAACGGAGCGCAGACCCGACGGCAUCUGCACGCACUGUGCAGGAGAUGUAUCGAUUGAUGGGAUGGAUGGAUCACGCCCGCCUGCCUUUGUCUGUGUGUGUUUGUUUGUCUGUGUGCUGCUGUUUGUUGGCGUGGCGCCACACCAGCUGUUCUUCAGUUUCUUCCAGACGCUGGUGGAGAGGAAUGCGCAGGUGACGGUGGAGCUCAAGAACGACCUGUGCAUCACAGGCACACUGCACUCAGUGGACCAGUACCUGAACGUCAAGCUCAACAACGUCACCGUCAAUGACCCCGAGAAGUACCCACACCUGGUCAGUCAGUCAGCCACUCAGUCGCUCACUCAGGCAACACUCACGCAGAUCGACACAUGGGGGCGGAUGUGUGGUGUGUGCGUGUUUGUGGCUUGCCGUGCCUGGCCUACAGAUGUCGGUGAAGAAUUGCUUCAUUCGGGGGUCUGUGGUUCGGUACGUCCACUUGCCGCCGUCAGAGGUGGACACCGAGCUGCUGCAGGACGGCUGCAGGAAGGAGUGCAAGCAGGGGCUGUCUGGGCAGCAGAAAUGACCGACCGACUGACACACCGAAUGUGAUGCAU